This is a messenger RNA of Pocillopora meandrina, 3796 nucleotides long. Lineage: Eukaryota; Metazoa; Cnidaria; Anthozoa; Scleractinia; Pocilloporidae. The record is from the annotation of a GenBank genome assembly.
AUGGCGGACGACGAUGGAUUUCGAGUGGUAAAGAAAAGUAAAGGUCGCAAACACAGGAAUAACAGAGAUAAAAACGGAUCUUUAGUGAAAUCUCGGAACAUCUCGACCUCCUAUGAUUCAGAAAAGUGCGAUGUAAAUGAGUUAAAGACGAAAAUCGAGAAAUGCAGGCAGGCAAAGGUUUACUUUUUUACGAAAGUUUUGUAUUUCGCCUUGACGAUGUACUGAAGAUGAAGGUUCUACAUGUUUACUUUACUGAAUCCAGAUAUUUUAUCCAUUAGGGAAGAAAUUUUCGGGAGUGAGUUUCUUUUAAAUGUUCAAGGUAAAAUACAAUAAUUAGAGCAUUAUCUGUCAACUUUUGUCAGCCCUCCUUAGCCCUUCCCCACCCCCACCCCCACCCCCUUCUGCCUCACUUAUCCACCUGAGGCCCAGUUUCUAAACCCUGGACAAACAGGAAGAGACUAUUGUUCAUUUAUAUUACAUGUUCCAUACCCUAAAAAUUUUAAUAUUUCAUCAAGGAUGUCUCACUCAACCAUGAAAAAAAAAAAAAUGGCCUAGUAAGGGUGGUACAAUUGCUGGUGACCCAGUGGUUUUUGUUAUGGCCCAGGCAUUCUGGUGGUCCGAGCAGAACUGGAACCCUGCAUUGAGAGUCCAUUGUGCUCUUCGCUCAACCAUGCUGCCUGCCAGGAUUAAUUACUCAUUAACUAGUUGGCCAGUGGAAGGAUCAUUUUUCAGAGGAGGUACAAAGAGGUGCUAUACAAAGGGAUCCCUCCCUAACAAGUCCUCAAUUUUGUUUCUGUUUAGAACUACUUUGUGAUGGUCAUUAUAAGAAGAAGUCCUGUUGUCCAGCUGAGUCUGCUGUUGGACCAGAUAACAAAUUUAAAGUCAUCCCAGAAGAACCUGUUACUGAUAUUGUUUGUUAUGGAAUUGGAAAACUAUCUUCAUGUCCUAUAGCUAGAUAUCAGUUUGCCUUUUUGCUGUUAUUGAGAGAGUUGUUAAAGGUACUUAUGUCUGGUGAUAUCCUUAACUGUCCAAAUAGCAAAGCUGCUGAACACUUAUUUCUCUAAUCUUUUUCUUAGACAAGCCACCUAAGUCUCACACUUACUUCUACAAGGGCAGUAAAAUUGGGUACCCAAAAUUAUCUGGGAAAUGAUAAAAACCUCUUGCAGUAACCUGUUAUGUCCUAGUUUCCCAUUCAGGAGGAUAAUCAAUACUCCUAGUCAACUUGGGCAUAGAAACUAGGAUAAGUAUGAAUUGUACCUGUGACUCAGCAUUAGACUUUUUUACUUUAAGGAUGAUAUUUAUUUAGAAAUAGGGUUGUAACAUGUUAUUGUACAUUUCCAAAAGAGACUUCUAGGAUGUUUUUGAACAACAGAUCUGCAAUAUUUUAUUGACUGUUAUGGAGAUUCAAUUGCAGUGAUCUUUUCCAUCAUGGUUAGGUAGAAUUGUUUUGUAAUUAAUAAUCUCUCUAUCAAUUUUUUUGUGACUAGAUUAGUGGAUUGUGUUUCAUCUAUGAACCUCAUUUUUCUCAAGAUGAUAAAGUAGUUGUUGAAGAGUUGGGAUGUUCUCUUAUUGAUCACAAUGAGGUAAGAUUUCUUUCUUAAGUAUCAGAUUUAUGAAUAAAAGGUGAUGGACGCUUGAAACAUGAAGGAGUCAAAACAAUGCUACACUUUAGUCUAAUUACUCUAAUGACUGUUUUCUUUUUUCUUCUUUUUUUUUAGGAAGGAAAGAGAAGGGUAGAAAACUUAACUCUUUUUUUCAUGCUUCAUUGUGGUAAACCCCUUUACAACAGUGUUCUUUGGGCUAACUGGGGUCUGGGGCUAUCCAAUGUUAUCAUUCUUGGGAACAGAUUUACAAGCUAUCAAGAAAGGUAGGGGUCUUGUUUAAUUUUUUUUUUGUUUAGGUCAUUACCAUCAACUGUUUUUGUGCUCCAUGGCUUUCCCUUUUGUGAAAGUGGGUUGGUUGGUUGAACAAAUAAAAAAGAAGAAAAUUGAACAUAAGAAAUAAUAAUUCUUGGACUAAACCUUAGUUCAGGAAAAGCCUGAAUAAAGAUGUUCACUUACUUUGGUUACAGGAGAUACAAGUUUACCUUGAUUAAGCAUUAAAUGAUAGGUAUCAAGGAACAUCAAUUUUUUUUAUAUUGUUCUCUACAGAAUACCCUCCAGAAAGCUAAGAGAAGAAGCAUCAUAUAUUUACAAUGUAUCUUUUUUCUUCAGUCUAUCAUAUUUCCAUCUAUAUAACAUCUUAAAUCUGAAUUUAAAACUUCAUGCCAAGAGUGUUGCCAGAGAGGGAGUUAAGUUUCUUAAGGAGAUACUUUGUUUUCCAAUUCUACUUUGACAGUUAAUAAGCUCCUAUAGGUAACCUAAUUGCUAUUUAACAAUAAUCUAAAAUUAGGAAAAAAAUCUUCACAGGUUAACUGAAAAAGAAGCCUGAAAAAAUUUCAUGCUCUAAGGGGAAGUUAAUCCAUGCUUCCAAUCACUCUUACGAAGGGCUAACACUCGAAAUGUCAGCCUUUAAACUCUUUAUGGUGGCCAAUCUACAUUAUCAACUCAGUUGAUAACACAAAAUUUCCCUGUGAUACUCUCCCACUAAUGCAGCACCACAGUUUCUUUAGAAACUUACCCCCUUUAUUCCAAGAUAGUGGUUAGGCACUACUUGAAAAAAACAUGUAGUUGUUUUUGUUUCAUAUAAACUAUCUUUGGGCAACAACUUGUCACAAUUAAGGCUAUUUGUGACUGUAUAAGAACAUUUUUGUCACUUUUUUCUUCAGUCUUUUGCUAGAUCACCUUUUCAUCAGUUUUUCAAAUGUGCCACUGAAAAGAGGUAUAAUUCUGUGAUAAUAGCUAGUUUAUUGUAAAAUGUUAUUCCAAAAACAACUCAAACAUUAAAUUUUUUUCAUUUAGAAGUUGUAAUUAUUAUGGAUAACCUUUGGUUUGUUGUCUUUGUUCCUUUACCUGUAACCAUUCAGAUACUUCCGUAUACGAGUGAGACACCGAUUCCUAACACUUUUCAUCACAGUGAUAUCUUCAAUGACUCUGGAAUCCAUUGGUUUCCCAGGGAAGUGCUGGCAACAGUACCAGAAACAUUAUGGAAGGAUUGCGCUGAACCAGUGUACUGUGAAGAUGACCCUGAAAUUGUGACAUCUGAUGUAAACAUUUCUGUUUCAUAGCCAUUUUAAGAGUUUUUUGAAAUAGUUUGUCCAAAAUUUCUCUUAUACUCAUAAUAAUUCCAGAAAUUCCUCCCCUCCUUCCAUGCUAAUGAAACAAACAACAUUAUCGUGAGACCUUUAGUUACCUCAACCAGAACUUUACAACAGGCAUAGGCUGUCUUUACGCUAACUUAAAUUUGUGUCCUCGUGCCGUAAUUAUCGGUUUUUACAAGGUUUUUCGUUAUAUAUAUUUUUUUUAUGCCUCAACAUCAAAUGCACAUUACUAUGAAUACAUUUAGUGGAAAAUGAAGGAAAGUUCCACCCUAUGAUUUCUGUCUAUGACGUCCAAUGAAACCCUUAGGGAGUUGAAGGGGAAGUUAUCAAAUCUCUGUACGUCCACUUGUUUUCAAUGCAUCUUUGCUCUCCAAAAGAUGACGACAAAUUCGGAGACUGGUUUUGAUGGAGAAACGUUAUUGGUUAAACUGGCUCUCGGAGAAACUCAGUUUAAUCAGAGCCGCUACAAACCAAGUAAACCUGUUAUGGACCCAGAUUUUGCGCAAAAAAGAUCGGUUCCAAUCGGCAGAGAAAAAUUAGAAACUUUUAGUGUGGUAGGGUUAUUGGUGGGUCUAAUUCUCAAUCUUUAAAUUCAUG